Chara braunii is the source of this 3922-nucleotide messenger RNA. NCBI's taxonomy places the organism in Eukaryota, Viridiplantae, Streptophyta, Charophyceae, Charales, Characeae. The record is from the annotation of a GenBank genome assembly.
ACGGAACUCUCUCCUGGUCAGUUCGCGUUUCCACGGCUGGAAAGCAACGGAGGGGGAUAGUGGGCAGACAGACGAGGAGGGAGCGAGGAAGCGACGGGUCUUCCGUCCCCGUCUCUCCUCCCUCCGCCCCCCCUGUUCCCCCCACACCUGUCAGUGCGUUUGCAAGCGCGGGUAGUUUUCUUGGCGUCAGACAGUUCGCAUUGAAUCGAAUGUGAGCUAGCGGGCAUAACCAGGACGGAUCGUCAGUGUGACUCCCGCUGGUGAUCACCGGCAUCCCGCCUCUUUGCAGCGUUGUCCCUCCAUAGCUGCAAGGUUCUGUGACGGAUCGUGAGAGUGGUCGCACGGGCCAUCCAUCUCUUCAUCUUAUAUCGGUGCACCUCCUCUUGCUUCCUGCUCCUGCCUAAGUCACGAUCGUGAGCUACGUGUAAACCGUCAGAAGAGCGACUGCGAGGUCUAUCCUGUAAGACGAUAUGAGCGCCCAGGCCGCCGCUGGUUCGCCGGGCAGCGGCGUCAUGUCGGCCAAUGGAUUUGGAAAGCGGAGUAUGACGUCCAAGAAGCCUCUGCUACAGCAACAACAGCAGGCGCAACAGUCCAAUGGAAUCCUGCGGAAAUCUGCGUCGCUAGGAGGAGGAGGAGGAGGAGGAGGAGGAGGAGGAGGAGGAGCAGCAGCAGGAGCUGGUGGCGAAGUGAGCGGGUUCACGAACGGGGGUGCCGUCAGCAACGGCAUGAACGGCGGUGUGAACGGGUCGGGAGGAGUGGGCGGAGGCGCCAUUAAGAAGGUUGUUGACACAGCAAUUCGCGGCCGAGAUCGGAAGCUCACUGGAGAGAGAACUGUGAAGGCUCUGCGGCUGUCCAAGGCUCUUACUAUCCCAGAUGUGACCAUGGUCGCUGAUGCUUGCCGGCGGAUGGCUCAGAGGCGUGCUGACGCAGCACUGCUUACAGACUCCAGUGCUCUGUUAUGUGGGAUCGUCACAGAUAAGGACAUUGCCAUGCGUGUUGUAGCUGAGGGUCUCAACCCAGAAGUGACCCCUGUCUCGAAGGUGAUGACGCGGAAUCCAAUCUUUUGCUUGAGUGACAUGAGCGCAGUUGAAGCUCUCCAAAAGAUGGUUCAAGGGAAGUUCCGGCAUCUUCCUGUGGUGGAAAAUGGAGAGGUGAUAGCCCUGCUGGAUAUUACGAAGUGCCUGUUUGAUGCCAUUGCAAGAAUGGAGAGAGCUGCAGAGAAGGGGAACGCGAUUGCAGCAGCAGUGGAGGGCGUCGAGAGGCAGUGGGGUCCGUCACUUGGAGCUUCAGUGAGUUUUACCGAGACUUUGCGGGACAAGAUGUUUCGGCCAACAUUGUCCACCUUGAUUGGUGAGAAUAGAAAGUUGGCAACGGCAACACCGUCGGAUACUGUUUUCACUGCGACGAGGAGAAUGAGGGACAUGAAAGUGAGCGCAGUUGUUGUUACAAAUGGGACAAAGCCACAGGGAAUACUCACGGGAAAGGAUGUGUUGAUGAAAGUGGUGGCACAAGGUCUUUCUCCAAGCGUUACAAUUGACAAGGUUAUGACUCCAAAUCCAGAGUGUGGAUUCUUGGACACUACUAUUGUUGAUGCGCUGCACACUAUGCAUGAUGGGCGGUUCUUACAUCUUCCAGUUGUCGAGAGAGAUGGCACUCUUGUUACGUGCGUGGAUGUUCUACAUCUUACUCACUGGGCAGUAGCACAGGUCGGAACUACAAACCAGGCAGAUACGAAUGGAAUGAUGCAGCGGUUUUGGGACUCUGCAUUCUCGCUGGAUCCUCCGGAGGAGGAUGAGGAUGCACUGAGUUGCCAUGGGAGUGAUUUCUCAGGAAGAGCCGGUGAUGUUGAGACGAACAGCAGAUUUGGUAGCCAAGUAUCCAUGUUUGUAGGGAACGGGUUCACAUUCAAAAUUGAGGACAAGACAGGUCGAAUGCACCGUUUCACCUGUGGUAUUGAAAGUUUGGAUGAGCUUGUGAUGGCAGUUGCCAACCGCACGGGUCUGGAUAUGAAAUCAACAAAUGCCCCACACAUCAUGUAUGAAGAUGACGAAGGUGAUAUGGUGCUGCUGAACAAUGACAGCGACCUGAUUGCGGCUGUCAACCUUGCCCGUGCAUCAGGGUGGAAGGGUAUAAGAUUGUAUCUGGAUGUGGACAAGUCACCAUCAUCUCUCAGAAGGUUGCAGUCGAGAAGGAGAUCAGCUACAGAUCCGUGGGCGGUCCCUACUCGUGCAAUGUUUGUGACCAGUGUUGCCUGUCUAGGUGUUGGGUUGAUGCUGUACAUGAAAAAAUCUAACCCACAACUGUCAUCCGAUGAGCUGAAGGCUGUCGUUUCUACUGUUGCGGGAAAGAGGAGUUGAACCUUGAAACUCAGAACAAUUUUGUCCUGUGAGCUGCUUUUCACUCCCUUUGUUAUGGGGGUUGGCCGCAUGUCCAGCUCGAUCGAAAGUGCAUUAUGCGUGAGGUAACCAUUGUGGAGAGAGUCUUGAUUCCAGCUGAGCAUGCCUAUUUCAUGGCAGUCGUAGUGGAAGUAGCUUGUCGUGACAGUGGCAUUGUGUACGGAUGAGAGGAAACAGGGAAAAUGUCCCAAGCGCGGGAGGUGGUGGUGGUAGAGGGAUCGGAGCGGCCGGCUCAGUGUCCAAAAUCAAGACCGCCGGUAUUAUUAUUCUGAUUCGUUUGAUUCGUUUGAUUCGUUUGAUUCGUUAGUUUGCCACUUCUGAUGAUGCAGAAAAAAAUCAGGUCAUUUCUUACGAGGGGUUUCUAACUUUCUGUUACUUUUAUUGUUCUCGUCUUUUCUUUCCAUAGAGACAGGACCACAUUUUGUCUCUGUCUGUCGUCCCUUUUAGAGGAGGGGCGCUCUCAAUGGGGGCAUUCCUUUCUUGCCAGUGAAACUGGAAAGGAGUAUACUAGUGUAGAAAAUCCCAGUAGGGAUUAAAUCAAAUGAAACCGCAAACUGCCAUUGAGCAGCAGUUGCCACACAUUGACAGGGUGAUUGAUUUGCGUCUGAAAAGACUCUAAAGUCGCUCCCUCCUCCCAAUCUUAUGUCAUUGUAUCAUCACAACAGUUGAAGAUGUAUCAGCUCGCCUUUGGACAUCAGAAUCGUUACACAAUGUGGAUGCCGUUCCACUGUUGGCUCUUGCCAUGAAAAUGUGUAGUCAUGUCAGUAAGUGAUCUAUGCAGACAGUUUCAUACACUGCACAGGCCAAGGAAGGAAUCGAAAUUCUGCCACGUGGGGUGUCGACUACCCUAGCAGGCUGCAGCUGUGGGUGUAUAGUUGUGUUUCGUAUAGACUUGCGUUUGAUCGACGACAAUGCCCGCCUCUUUUGUUGGAUGUUGAGGUGAUGAAGAUCAGCCUGGUGGGUGAUCUGUGAUUCUGUGUGAGUGAUUUUAGGGCACGAUCAAGCCGCCGUAGGUUGUGGACUUAGUCGCAACUGCAGAGUAGUAGGGGUAGGGUAUUCUGUUUGCUAUUUAGACCUGCAGAGGCUGUUGAAGCUAUGCCUUUUAGCUGUUGCCAUGGGUACUAUCACGUCGGCGGGCAUUUUCUAGUGUGAUGCAGUUGCGUCUUUGUGCAGGUGAGGAAGAAGUUCAAUCAGAGAAUCAAAGCCAAGCAGCUUCGUGGAGUCAAAAAAACGUUACCUACCGUCUUCCCGCGAACACAACAAUGCGCCCUUAUUUUGGCUGUAUCUGGCCCGAAAUAUAGCUUGUAUGCAUACAAUUUUAAGGGUGCGUUAUGUUCGGGGGAAGACGGUAGUCAUCAGUGCUGCUAUAUUCCGACCUGUAUUCGGCCUGCAUGGGGGCUCAUUGAUAUCUGUCUGGUGCGCUAGCUAUUGUGGUGCUCCACUAUUCCGUUGCCGGAUUAACUCUUAUUUUUCGUACGUUCGCUCGAGCAGAGGAGAUGAAGUUGAAGCGAAGCUCAAAGGGCAGC